CUCUUCCUGUCGUCCUGCAGAGCGUCAUGUCGAAACUCAAGAAGAAGGCGCUGCUCAUGGGCCGCUCAGGCUCGGGCAAGACGUCCAUGCGGUCCAUCAUCUUUUCGAACCAAGUUGCUCAGGACACUCGCCGUUUGGGCGCCACAAUCGACGUAGAAGCCACCAACAUCAAGUUCCUCGGCGAGAUCUCCCUGAAUCUGUGGGACUGCGGCGGUCAAGAGAGUUUCAUGGACUCUUUCCUGUCAUCACAGAGGGACAGUAUCUUCAGAGACGUUCAUUCGCUAAUUUACAUCUUCGACGUCGAGUCCAGUCAGUUUUCGACACUCGACAUGCACUAUUUCGCAGAAUGCCUCUCUGCCCUGCGCGCCAAUAGCGGCGCUCCCAAGUCCACGUCAUCAGCAGGACCGAUGGUCCACGUACUCAUACAUAAGAUGGACCUCGUCCCCACGACAUCUAGACAGGAGGUCUUUGCCAAGCGAAGCGAAGAGAUCCGAUCGAAAUGCAGAGAAUACGACUGGCAGGAUGUCAGGAUAUUCGCGACCAGUAUCUGGGAUGAGACGCUCUACAAGGCAUGGUCACAUCUCGUAUCGACCUUCAUACCCAAUGUUAAUUCGAUCAGAUCCCAUCUGACUCGAUUUGCCGGUUUGUGCCAAGCCGACGAAGUCGUUCUCUUCGAGCGGACGACGUUUCUCGUGAUCAGUCGUUCCACCCUCAACUCUGACGAGCCCGACUCGCUCAGUGUCGCCCAGCGACGGCCGCCAACAUCCGAGCAAUGGGAGGCCGAACGAUUCGCAAAGAUCAGUCAGUUCGUCAAGACUUUCAGGUUGAGCUGUUCGACUGCCUUGCGGUCUUCCUUCCAAACGAUGGAGAUCAAGGAAGCGUCCUACUCUGCCGUCUUUGAAGUCUUGACUGCGAAUACAUACAUCCUCGUCGUUAGUACCAAUCCAGAUGUGCAGCCCGCCGGCCUCUUGCUCAACAUCAAGCUAGCGCGGCCGCACUUUGCCCGCUUGCAGGAGACAUCAUGGGGACUGCAAUGUCAGGGCCCGGCUGGCCAGGCCGGCCAGGUCGCGUCGCGUGCUUCUGGCGACAGCAAGCGAAGAGGCACUACUCACUUUUGCGAGAGUCACUCUCGCGCUCAUAUGCUAGACAGAGGGCCUCAGCCGCAGCCUGUUGAUCCGUCUGCAGUAUACAAGCCAUCUCCAUCCCAGCGCAUCGAAGCCUUUUAUGCUGUCGCCAGCGGGAGCGCGCCCAAUGACGGCAUGCAAGCAGAAACCGGUCCUGCUGGGGCUGGAAGGACGGCAGCGCUUAGCUCGAGCGAUGUGCAAAUAAGCAUUGACCCCAAACGGCAAGCGACUGGUGGCGCGGAGACGAUCAGCAACCGAAGUAGCUCUGGAAUGACUGACGAGAUAGCGGACGGUUCAGACCAGCCUGGCCAAAACAGACAUGCUGAUACUUCCGUCACGACGUUGAGCUCGAGCACAAGCUUGAACACGACGAAUCUACAGACUGCCCUGUCUCCUCCGCCUCUGUCUGCGUCAGGUUCGACUUGGUCGCAACUGUUCAGCCCACAAGGUUACCAAGGUAGAGAGAUGUCGCCAUUGCCCUCGCCUGCCGUCGGCGGUAGCUCACCGCAUCAGGAGUCAUUCGGCACUCGCUUCUUUGUCGAUACACGGCCCUAUAGAUCGGCAUCCGUCACAUCAUCGAACGAUCAGCCCGAAAGCGAAUUACUCAGUUCAGCCAGCAAGUCGAGAUCGAUCAGCGGCAGCGCUGCACCGCCAUCAGGCAAGAAGACCCUCGAUUUCUUCUCUUCGUCGACGACUUCUGCUGUCAUGCCACCGCCAUCAGUCUUGAGCGCGUCCGCUGGCUCAGUCGCCGUGUCACCUGCUGUCAACCAUGGCACUACGCGGUCCUGGACAGAGAACAUCGAGCCGUUCAUUGUAACGUCGAGGCCCAAUUCGCCAUCGCUCUCGCAGCUCUUUCUCUCGCAAUCGACGAGCUCUGCGACGGAAUUGGCGAAAUCGCCUCUGUCAUCAUCUGCCUCGAUGCGCGGGUCCGCAUCAGACUCAAAACCGUUGUCAUCGAAUAGUGCGCGAUCUAGGAGAAGCGGGUCUCCUGAUGGAUCAUACGAGUGGCAAGCCAGCGCCAUCACUCAUCCCCCGUCUCGUAUGCCGACUCUGCUGCACCACAGUCAUACCAGUACCCCUGGACGGAGGAGCGCGCAUGCGCAAUCGCUCGCAAUCGCGCCAGACGAUGUCUUUACUAGCAAGCCCACAGCCAGCCGGCCCAUGUACAGUCAAAGCAACGUUGCAACGGGCUCAGCUGUCACGCCCGGCACGAUGCUCAACAAGCGCUUUCUCGUCACGAGGCUAGCGGGGAAAGGCGCUUUCAGCAGGGUGGUCAUUGCCGACGACCAACAGAGCAAUGGUAGCAGCGUCGCCAUCAAGUUGGUCGACCGUCAGAGCUAUUCGCGAAAUGAGCGAAUGAAGAUCAGUGUGCAGCGAGAAGUUGAAGUACUAAGGCACAUACGCCAUCCGUCCUUGGUCCAUUUGCUAACGACUUUCGAAUCGCCUACUGACACUUGUCUGGUUCUGGAAGCCUGUCACGGUGGCGAGCUCUUUGACUUUCUCAAAGAUCAUCACGUCCAUACCUCGGAGGCUCUCGCACGGAGGAUCGUCGGGGAAUUAUCGGAAGCGGUACGAUGGAUGCAUAGCAUAGGCUUGGUGCAUCGGGACAUCAAGCUGGAGAAUGUACUUUUGACUUGCCGGCCGUUCGAGAGUGUGCCGGGUCUGCCAAUGCCGCCACCCGACAUGCUGCCUGAUCUGCAGACGCCCUUCGUCAAGCUCACCGAUUUCGGGUUGUCACGGUUUAUCGACUUCGAUGCGCCUCUGCUCGAGACUCGGUGUGGCAGCGAAGAAUACGCAGCGCCCGAACUCAUCAUGGGCAAGAAGUACGACGGUCGCCAGACCGAUGCAUGGGCUCUCGGCGUGGUUAUGUACGCCAUUUUGACGGGCGUGCUGCCAUUUGUCGAAGAGAAGGACACCGAUGAAGCAGCCAAUCGAGGGAGGAGAGCCUAUCUCAUGAAGAUUGCAAAGGGUGACUAUCGCUGGCCGGAAACGACAUACGAGGGCGAUACGAGCGACGAAAACGAUGUGGACGACGCAAGCAGAUUGGCCACUCCAGAAGCGCGACAAAUCGUCGAGGCUCUACUUGUCCGCAACCCUGGACGGCGAUCGACUAUCGAACAGAUCAUGGCAUUACCAUGGAUGAGCCGCGGCGCAGGGAUGCCGACGCCGAUAGAGCCUGACGACUGUCUGGUCAUGCGCGCCCCGUCCGAUCGGCUAUUGCGCGAGGAACAUGCGUGAAGAGCAGGACAAUAUGUAUGACUGUGCAGUGUACGUAAUCCGUGUCUGUAGUAAUAUGUAUGCUGGAAUGUGCCACAUUUCUAUCAUCACCC
Mixia osmundae IAM 14324 is the source of this 3454-nucleotide messenger RNA. RefSeq lists its product as uncharacterized. Gene Ontology annotation, cellular component: nucleus; fungal-type vacuole membrane; Gtr1-Gtr2 GTPase complex. The transcript is spliced from 7 exons. The record is from RefSeq and is a predicted model, not a curated record. Gene Ontology annotation, biological process: regulation of autophagy; cellular response to amino acid stimulus; protein phosphorylation. NCBI's taxonomy places the organism in Eukaryota, Fungi, Basidiomycota, Mixiomycetes, Mixiales, Mixiaceae. The coding region runs from base 27 to 3362 and encodes 1111 amino acids. Gene Ontology annotation, molecular function: GTPase activity; GTP binding; ATP binding.